Molecule: messenger RNA, 1318 nt
Organism: Vespula pensylvanica (western yellowjacket)
Lineage: Eukaryota; Metazoa; Arthropoda; Insecta; Hymenoptera; Vespidae
Product: 17-beta-hydroxysteroid dehydrogenase 13-like
Exons: 8
Coding region: 178-1089 (303 amino acids)
Cellular component (GO): lipid droplet
Molecular function (GO): oxidoreductase activity, acting on the CH-OH group of donors, NAD or NADP as acceptor
Source: RefSeq, a predicted model, not a curated record
GUAUAUUAUAUAUAUAACAAGCGCAACAAAUUGUCAUGUCAAUAAUUAGUUGUACUUAUGUUGUUUUAUGUUAAUAUUCAGGUUAUGUAUGAUACAAAUAAAAAGAUUUCAAACUUAAAUAAUCGCGAUGUAAUAGUGAAAAGUUGAUUCAUAAGGUAAAGUUAAAGAGCUACGACCAUGUUCCUCAGAUUAUAUUCAUUGCUUGUUCUUAUAUUAGAUCUCAUAAUGCUAUUAAUAGAGAUUUGUUGUUCGAUAUUGGUUGCCUUUUAUCGAACUUUUAAUCCACCAUCAUUAAAAAGUCUUAAUGGAGAAGUAGCAAUGGUUAUUGGAGCUGGAAGAGGCAUAGGUAAAGAAAUAGCUGUUCAAUUAAGUCAAUUAGGUGUGAUUGUUGCUUGUGUCGAUAUCAAUGCAGAAAAUUGUAAUGCCACUGUACAAUGCAUUAUACAAUUGUCAGGCAAUGCAAAACCAUAUAUUUGUGAUGUGACAAAUGAAGAUCAAGUAACUGCUACAGUAACUAAAAUUAUUUUAGAAAUAGGUGAAAUCACAAUGCUGUUUCAUUGUUGUGGCUUUCCUAACUCAAAUACAUUAAUACGAGAUCCACCAGAAAUAAGACAAACCAUUGAUGUUUCAGUUCUUAGUCAUUUUUGGUUAUUAGAUUCAGUGUUGCCAAGUAUGCAACGGGCAGGACAAGGACACAUCAUAACAUUGUCUUCUGUAGCAGGACUUUCUGGUGGUAAAGGAAGUGUUCCUUUAUCUGCUGCACAAUUUGCAAUUCAAGGUUUAGCAGAAUCUUUACAUACAGAAUUAAGACACUCUAAUAGUAAUAUUAUUAUUACCCUAGUUCAUGUAUAUCCAUUUAUUGUUAGAGCAGAUCUACUUGAAGAUAUUCGAUUUAGGAUACCUAGUUAUUUUGGAACAAUACUUGCUUCAGAAGCAGCCAAAAAGAUUUUGGAUGGUGUUCGUAGAAAUUAUGCAGAAUUUAGUGUACCAGGAUAUCUAUUAUAUAUUGGAUUUUUACUUAGAAUGUUACCCAAGAAGGCUUCUUUCAUGUUGAGAGACUUAUUAGAUACUGGAGUUGAUUUCGGAUGAUAUAAGAAUAUUGGCUAUAUUGUUGCAACAUACUACGAUAUAUUUUACUAGUUUUUUUGGUCAAUGUAAUGUUAUAGAUAUAUUUCGUUUCUAUUUUUUUAAUUUCAUGUAAAUCAUAAAUAUAUUGUUGAAUUUAUAUUCAUAUAGGGAUAACGUUUUAUAUUAAGGAAAUCAGCUUCAAUAACCUUGACCUUGACGUGUUGUCGAAGUCACUGUCCUAAGUAACAAU